Messenger RNA from Eufriesea mexicana, 2809 nucleotides. RefSeq lists its product as uncharacterized. The record is from RefSeq and is a predicted model, not a curated record. The coding region runs from base 44 to 2809 and encodes 921 amino acids. Lineage: Eukaryota; Metazoa; Arthropoda; Insecta; Hymenoptera; Apidae. The transcript is spliced from 3 exons.
CGUCUUCCGCGUCGUCUCAUUCGAAAUUUUAUCCUUUCAGAAGAUGCCGGGAAGAUCGCCGGACCUCUGUAGAUGGCUCUUUCUGGCGGUACUGUUUUGCUGUUCGUCCUGUCAAAGCGCUACCUCCACGUUCGAGAACAAGACCGGUCAGAAUGAGAGCAAGCCGCGCGUGUUUUCACCGAGAAUGGAUUACGACGAAUGGACGCCCCUUGGCCGUGGAGAUCCCUUGAAGAACAAUCCUACCUUCGAUUACGUUCCACCAGUGCUCGACAGAGUUCAAUACUGGCUGGAUUCUCACACGACCGAACCGUCCGCGAAACGCGACAUUCUCGUGCUGGGAGUGACCGCGAAGAAGACUAGCCCUAAAAUACCGGAACAGUUCUUCAAGUUCGUCGACGGGCCAAAAUUCACGAGAUCGAACCAUCAGGACGUCUCGUACAGGAACGAUUUCACGGGCAGUACCGGCGCGGAACCGCCGAAACUCGUGCGUACGACCAACUUCAGAAACGGGCCGAUCGACUACAGAAAUCAAAAUAGAAUUCAAUCGAUGCCCGCCAGCUAUUAUCCUAGUCCGUUUUACAAUCAAAAGACGAAGCCUUACACGAUGAUGCUGCCGCCGCCGUUGACGCAGAAGGACAAGAUCGUGAGCUUCGUCGAGCCUACGCAACAGUUCAACACGCAAACGGAAGAAGGGCCGGUCCUUCAGGAAUCGCAGUUCUACGUGCCACUACAUCCGUCCAAGAGUUACAAUCAACAGCAGCCAGGCAAGUCCCAGUCCCAAUCUCAAGCUUCUUCGUCCAAGUUUCCACCGAGCAAGAAUCCGACGCAGACCGUGUCCACGCAAGUGGAAACGGUGAAGAGCGCGUACGGUCCUGCGUCGUCGCAGCCGACCAAGCUAAAGUACGAAAGCUUGACGACGCCGUCGGUUUCCUUCGAAAAGUCCAACUUGAUCUAUCAAUCGACGCAAACCCUUUCCGCCGCUGGUUGGCCGUCUGCCGGUACCAACGGUGCACCGUUCUCCACGCCGACCAUCUCGGACGUCGGACAAUCGAUUCGUCAGACCACGGACUACUCUCGCGAUCAGUACGAGAUCGAUCAUCACGUCGCGGCGGCAUCCUCGAAUCACGAGGUGGUCGUCGAGCAAAACGCCAACAUAAUAGUCGACGGAGACAGCAACGAGAACGAGGAGGUGGUGAUCGGACAAAAGGGCGCGGUCGAUUCGUCGAAUACGGUGUCGUCUGCCGCGACCACGGCCACUACGACCACCGUGGCAGACCCCCAUGUCGGCAACGGCGACAGGGGAAAGACGGAAGAGGACUCGACGACCGAUCGAUCGGUCGAGAAGAUGCACAUCGUCGUAGCCAAUUCUCCUCAAAGCGUGGACGUUGAGUCGCACGAGGCGAAGAAAGGAGCGGUGGCGGUCGUGAUGCCGACCAAUUAUUCGGAAAAAUGGUCCAGUUAUUCGCCUACGAGUACGGUAACGCCGCAAGUCACGACGGCGCCGGAAACCGCCACGAUCGGCGUCCAGGACACCUAUGCAACGGGGACGGGGACGGGAACGGGAACGGAAAUGGCUAGCGACAUCUCGUCCAAGCUCGAAUUCCAACCGAUUCGAAAUUCCGUGAUCGGAUCUCCGAUGUCGUCGGAGAGCUCUCAAUCCUCCGUCAUCUUACCGAGCAAGAUGAUGUCGCCGGUUCACCAGCAGCACGCCGUGCACUUUCAUUCCACGAUGACUCCUCCUCCGUUUCCCUCCCGACAUCCCGCUGAUCCUUUGCACGCGUUCGCGCCACCACCGGCCCCUCUUUCAUCCAUGAUGCAUCCACAGGCUAGACCUAACCACGGCACGAUGCAUCUUAUCGGUGGCAUGCGUCCGACCAUGGGUUUUCGAGCACCGGCUUCGAUGCCCGUGUUUCCACCGAUGACGCACAUGCACGCGCCACCGCCCGUCAGGUCGCCGAUCGAUCACGUGGGAUCCCCGAUGAUCGCGAUGGAUCAGUCGUCGGUACAUCGGCCGCCACAGCUGCAGCAGGAUUUCCCUGUCGGCAUGUUCGUCGAUUCUCCGGCGCCUUCGACUCUGCUCUCGCAGGCGAUCGGCGCUGACGAUCAUUUCUUCGAUCGACAUCGAUCUCGUGUCCCGGAGUCGACCACGUCCAUCUACACCACGCCUACCUCUUCUCCUUUCCUGCCUACCGUUUCCUCGUCGCUCGAAAAUUCCCCUAUGGCCAACACUCGGACGCAAGCUUCGGAAACGGGAAAAAUCGUGGCAAGCAACGAAAAGGAGGAGCACGAGCAGGGGGAGGAAGAAGCGGAGGACGAGCGGAAAAAGGUAUCGAUCGGACCCACGACGACCCCGCGAAUAACCACCGUGCCAAGCUUGACCACCGAUCCCAUUUUCUCGCACUACAAACAACCCGCUAAACCCAUCCGUGGCCCGAUGUACCUCAUCAUUCAAGGUCAUUCCAAGGUGAAGACUUACAAACCUACCGUGAGCAAGCACGGCGUAUCUGUGGAGGGGAACGAAAUACCGGAGAGCAUUACCGAGAAGCAAUUGUCGAAAUUCGAGCAAUUCGUGCAAGAGAACACGAGGAACGGAAAUCGCGCCAACGUGGCCUCGAUCGAGGAACAGAAGAAGAAGAAGAAGGCGGAGGACAAAGCGCGUGCCGAGAAGCUGGCGCGAGCUCGUCAGAACGAUCUGAUGAGCCUGGUCGAGAGCGGUUUGGCCAGCUUCACCGUUUCACCAUCCUCUUCCACGACGGAAGACGAGCGUCGAGGAAACUCGGUGACCAUGAUCGAGAUCAACGGCAAUUAA